CCCUCCGUUUUUCACCUCUCAAAACCAGUAACCCACGACCACCACCACCACCACCUCCUCCUCCUUUUUCCUUCUCUCUACAUUAAAAAAAAUGGCAGGGAGAGAGCCCUUCAACGUCACUGCCAGAGCUCCAAAGCCGGCUGUCGGAAACCACUCUCCGUGGCAUUCACCUGUUCCCUACUUGUUUGGUGGCUUAGCUGCCAUGCUUGGUUUGAUUGCUUUUGCUCUCUUGAUUCUCGCUUGUUCCUACUGGAAGCUAUCUGGUUACCUGGAAAACGGCAACGAAGGAGGCGAAAGGGACCUCGAGGCAGGUGAGGGAUCAAAUAAGACUGGCGAAGGUCAGAAACAGCAACCCGUAGCCUUUGAAGAGAAGAUAUUAGUGAUUAUGGCUGGAGAAGUUAAGCCAACUUUCCUGGCUACACCAAUGUCUAGUAGGUCAUCUUCUUUUGGUGACACUGGCAGUGCAAAGAGCUGUUCUUGCAGCCAAAACAGUGAGAAAUCAGAGAAUUGUAGCGGUGGUGGUGUUGAGAUGGUGAAACAGGGGACUGUUGAUCAAGAACAUAGUGGAACAACCACAGGGACGACCACCCAUGAUGAGUCCUCAGAUCAAAACCAUUAAUCAAUUCCAUUUUCUCUUUCUGGGUUAUUAUUUUUUUUUUCUUCUCGUGGGUUAGAAGGAUUGGGAUCUUGAGAGGGAGAGAGAGAGAGGGAGAGAGAGAGAGAUCUGUUACAGGUUUUGAUUAGGACUAGCUAGCUAUAUAUGGAGGUGGUGUAUUGUAUAAGUCAGAUUGGUUCUUAUUCCCUUUUUAGCAGCUUCCUUUUGUUUUUUUGUUUCUUCUGUUUAAUGUUUCCAAUUCGGGAAGUGUAAAUUUCAUUGAGAUUUAAUGAAGAAUCAGCUGUUUCUUCA
This is a messenger RNA of Hevea brasiliensis (rubber tree), 907 nucleotides long. RefSeq names its product protein GLUTAMINE DUMPER 2. The record is from RefSeq and is a predicted model, not a curated record. Gene Ontology annotation, biological process: regulation of amino acid export. The coding region runs from base 92 to 619 and encodes 175 amino acids. Lineage: Eukaryota; Viridiplantae; Streptophyta; Magnoliopsida; Malpighiales; Euphorbiaceae. The transcript has a single exon.